AAUCUCUUCGUUUAUCUGUGCCACCACUAGUGUGAAGUUACCGCCACUGUAGUUGAACAUCGUUUGAUAAAUGCACUUUAUUUUUAUCAUAGGGGAUUUUAGAAAUUCCGCAGCGGACUAUUUUAUUGGUUUUCCCUGAAACGUCGCGACACAGGCAAGUGGAAACUCCUUAUACCGAAAAAGUAUGUGUUUUAGAGACGUGUGAACUAUUUGACAUUUAUAUUAUUUUUCAGCUAACAAUUUUCUGAAAGAAACUGCACUGUCGAAAGAUAUGAAGAGGACUCGUUCGAGUAGGCAACUAUCCGUGAUGGAUGCGUGACGUUGAUCGCAGUGCGGUGAUAUACGAGGGAUACUCGGGAAAAAGCUGUAGCCUAAAAGCCAAUCUCAGGCUCUUGGAUGUGGUCUGUACAGGGCAGGGGUGAGGACUUGGACCUCAACUAUGAAAUUAAUCAGUCGUCCAACGUCUUCAUUUUGUCUUUUCCAAAGACACAUCUAGUCAUGGGGUGAAGAGGAUGAGGUAGAGACUGCGGGGAUAGUCUAUAUGGGAGGGAACAUGGAAUAUUCUUUAUUAUAUAAUCUUUGACAAAAACUGCUUAUUAGUGGAAGACCAUUACGAGCCAUUGUCCCUGAUCCCAUUCCCCUUUCCCUUUUAGCAGGAGAGAGAGAAAACGUUCUGUGAUCAUUAAUAUUUGAGGAAAGAAUCAAUGUAUUUUCACCACAAAACUUGGCUGUUGAGAUCAUAACACAUCUCGACUGAAGUUGUCAAGGAGAACACGGGUCUAUGACAAGUGUCACUGGUGUGUAUUCUCUUUAUUUCACUUAUCUUUUAUUACACAGUAACCCCCUCUGUCUGCCUCUCCAUAAGAGAGAGGAAUAUUGAAUUGCCAAGAUUGCUAAUGUGCAUUUAUUGUUUCAGAUUUCAACUAUACCUCUCUCUCUCUUUUUUCUCUGCCUUGAUCCAUCUCUCUUUUUUAUUGUUUGAUUUUGGUUGAUAAUUUGGAAUAAUGACACCUGACGCCCAAAGCCCUGGAUUUCAAUCCUCUACCAUCCUUCAAGAUGCUGAAUUUAAAUACACUAAGUAUUCAGCUAACCCCACUCAGUUGUACCCCUUACUUGUUUUUCAACUUUGCACCGUUGUCUUGGUGUAGCCAUCUGUUGUGGAUGUAGAACAAUUGCAGCCAACCCCAUCUUGCUUUGACAUACUGUGAUAUGUAAUAAUUACAGAAACUGUCGACACACUCUGUUGUGUCCCUUGACCUCUCUGAAUCUCUGAAAGGCUUUUUGCGUAAAGUAGAAAGGGACAAAAACAAUCUCCAAGUUCAUCUUCCUCCAGCCCCCCUGUCCGUCCUCCCCUCUCCCCCCCACUCAUCAGGGCUGGUGGGGGGGUGGGAUCUGGAGCUCCAGGGUCGUAGCGGCGGAGGUGGUGGUACCCUGGAGCCUCCCUGGAGCAAGGCCUCCCACCAUGGAGACCAGUCCGGAGAGCCCCAACCGGGCCGUGGAGUACCUCCUGGAGCUCAACAACAUCAUCGAGAGCCAGGCCAAGCUCCUGGAGACCCAGCGGCGGCGCAUCGAGGAGCUGGAAGGCCAGCUGGACCGAGUCAGCCAGGAGAACCAGGACCUGAGGCUGGAAAGACCCACUCCUCCACGAGCCUCGGAGCUCCCCGAACAGAACCAUAGCAACACCAACCACAGAGCAGAGAAGCCCCACUCCCUGCCCAUCCACCCUGGCAGCAGUAGUGGAGGUUGUGGCAGCACCACCAGCCCUGUCGCCGCCCUGCCCCCCUCAGUGGUAGUGCCCCCUGCAGGGCCGAACCGGGAGAGACGUACCCACACUAGGCUGACCCGGGGCAUGUCCUGUGGCUCGAACCCAGCAGAGAGGGAACAACGGGAGAGACUGGAACACACAGACAGCUCCGAUACCAACAGCUCCACCAUCCGCAGAAAUGUGGAAGCAGAAACCCAGUGUGUGGAGCCGCCAGGGGCCCACUCAGACGGCCCCUACAGCCAGACCACAGCGUACCUGCGUGGCACCGAGCGCUACAGUGACAACAAUAGGGGUCCUGGUCCUCCAGGCCCCCGGGGGCUUCCGUGUGUGGCCCCUCCCAGCUCGGCUAGCCUUGCCUGGGCACUGCGAACACGUCAUCAGCCUGCCAGUCUGGCCCUCCGCAAGCAGGAGGAGGAGGAGAACAAGAGGUGCAAGGCCAGUCUCUCUGACAGCUAUGAGCUCUCUACUGACCUACAGGACAAGAAGGUGGAGAUGUUGGAGAGGAAGUACGGUGGCUCCUUCGUGAGCCGCAGAGCAGCCCGGACCAUCCAGACAGCCUUCCGCCAGUAUCGUAUGAACAAGAACUUUGAGCGCCUCCGCAACUCGGCUUCCGAGAGCCGCAUGACGCGACGCAUCAUCCUGUCCAACAUGCGGCUGCAGUACUCGUUUGACGACCGCCAGGCGCAGCAGCAGGGGGCCGGAACACAGACAAACUUCACACACAGUGUGGGCAUUGGCCCUCCUCAUUCACCUGACACAGAGCGGACAGGAGACUACACACACCUGGAAGACUCCUUCUCCAAACAGGUGAAGUCCCUGGCUGACUCCAUAGAUGACGCCCUGACCUGCCGUGGCGGGCGGGAUGACUCCCAAGAGGGCAGCAGGGAGGGUGGAGGCAUCAGUGAUGACUUUGGGGAGUGUGUGUGGAGCAGCAGCAGUAACCCCUCAUCCCGGAGAGGCCUGGGUGAGAGAUCCCGGGGAGGGGGAGGAGGCCUCAGCAUGCACGGAGACAGCACAGCCACCUCCUACAGUGAUGUCACUCUAUACAUGGAUGACUGUAUGCCCUCCUCGCCCCUGUCUCUGGACCGGACCCCCAGCAGCACAGACACAGAGUACUGGGGCCCCAGGGGAGGCGUGGGGGGCCGUGAGGACAGCAGGGAUACUGAGGGAGGGGGUAGUAGUAAUAGCCGUCGCAGCACCCCCUGCACGGAGUGUCGAGACUACCGUCUAAGGGGCGCCCACCUGCCCCUGCUCACAAUCGAGCCCCCCAGCGACAGCUCCGUGGACACUAGCGACCGUUCGGACCGUGGGUCCCUCAGCAGACAGAUCUACGAGCAGGAGCCAGCGGGAGGAGCAGGCUCUCCUCAGGGAACACUCAAACACUCCCCUAACACUCCCCGCCCUGUCUCCACAGUCGCAGCGCAGGGCCAGACCCGGGCCCCUGGCCGGGGCCCCCCCCUGCCCACUCACAUCCCCCACCACGUGGCACACCACCAUCACCACCACCCUCACCACCACCACCAGUACCCAGACACCCCCACCACCCCCCUGUCCUCCUCCUCCUCUGCUGCGCUGCCCCCUGGUGGCCUUGAGCAGCCCUGUCUGUCUGACGGGGACAACGACUCUCUCAACUCCACCACCAACUCCAACGAGACAGUUAACUGCAGCUCUGGCUCCUCAUCUCAGGACAGCCUGAGGGAGCCCCUACCCCCUCUGGGCAAGCAGACCUACCAGAGAGAGAGUAGACACAGCUGGGACUCACCGCCAUUCAACAACGAUGUGGUGCAAAGACGCCAGUACCGCAUCGGACUCAACCUAUUCAACAAGAAGCCAGAGAAAGGGAUCCAGUACCUGAUUGAGCGAGGAUUUGUGUCCGACACUCCGGUUGGGAUCGCUCGCUUCAUUCUAGAGAGAAAGGGCCUGAGCAGACAGAUGAUUGGAGAAUUCCUCGGCAACCGGCAAAAACAGUUCAACAAGGACGUACUGGAUUGUGUGGUGGACGAGAUGGACUUCUCGGGGAUGGACCUUGACGAUGCUCUGAGGAAGUUCCAGGCCCAGAUCAGAGUUCAAGGAGAAGCCCAGAAAGUAGAGAGGCUCAUAGAGGCUUUCAGUCAGCGGUACUGUGUGUGUAACCCAACGCUGGUCCGCCAGUUCCAGAACCCAGACACAAUCUUCAUCCUGGCCUUCGCCAUCAUCCUCCUCAACACGGAUAUGUACAGCCCCAACGUUAAGGCAGAGAGGAAAAUGAAGAUAGAGGACUUCAUCAAGAACCUCAGAGGAGUGGACAACGGCCAGGACAUUCCCAGGGACCUGUUGGUUGGGAUCUACCAGCGCAUCCAGAAGUGGGAGCUAAGGACCAAUGACGACCACGUGUCCCAAGUGCAGGCAGUGGAGAGAGUCAUAGUAGGCAAAAAGCCUGUGAUGUCUCUGCCACAUCGCAGGCUGGUAUGCUGCUGUCAGCUCUAUGAGGUGCCUGACCCCAACCGACCCCAGAGGACAGGAGUUCACCAACGGGAGGUCUUCCUGUUCAAUGACCUGCUGGUGGUGACUAAGAUUUUCCAGAAGAAGAAGACUUCUGUGACGUACAGUUUCAGACAGUCCUUCCCUCUAGUGGAGAUGCAAGUCCACAUGUUCCAGAACUCCUACUACCUCCACGGUAUCCGCCUGACCUCAGCGGUGCUGGGUGGGGAGAGUAAGAUCCUUAUCGUGUUCAUGGCACCCAGUCAGCAGGACCGCACCCGCUUUGUCAGUGACCUGAGAGAGAGUAUAGCUGAGGUGCAGGAGAUGGAGAAGUACAGAGUAGAGUCUGAGUUGGAGAAGCAGAAAGGCGUGAUGCGGACUGGCCUGCUGACCGGCUUGGUUGUAGGCGGAGUGGGGGUGAAGGGUGAGGUGGUGAACGGCACCCUGGGAAGGCCCAGUCUAGAUGACAACUACUCUGCAGGAGAGGGACUGAAACGCUCCGCGCUCAGCUCAUCUCUCCGAGACCUAUCAGACGGAGGGAAACGUGGUCGCAGUAACAGUGUUGGCUCCCUCGACAGUACCAUGGAAAGCUCCUCCUCAACUGACCUUCCUCUUCCUCAGGGUUCCAUCAUUAGCAGCCCCCGGCCCCACCAGCGUUACCCGGUUCCGGGCGUGGUCCCAGGCUGCUACCCUACAGAAGACUACCGGCCGCAUCGCCCCAUCCUGAGCCCCGGAACGGGGGUGGGGGGUGGGCCGGGGCAACAACACACCGCUGCUGGGAUGGGAGUUGGGGGGGUCCCCAGCAGUGUAGAGAGAGCAGGGGUGGGGAGCGGCCCUGGGGGGGGCAAUACGGGCUCCUUCCUGGGCUCUCUAUUCGGCAGCAAACGCGCCAAACCGCCAAGUCCCCUUAUACCACCGGGGCCACCCUACCCCGCCCCUGUCCCACCACCCACUACGGGAGGGCCCCCUCCUCACUCCCCUUCAUCUCUGUGCCAGUCGGAGGGGGGCCCUUCCAAGAUCCAGGCCCUGCAUGCGCAGUACUGCCACACGGCCGCUGUGCAGCCCCCUCCCCCCUACUACCAUCACCAUCGCUACCACGUCCAAGCUGGCCCUACUCCCUUGCCAGGCGGGGGCGUGCCCCCUCAUAUCCUUCAGAGAGGGCCGCUCCCCUGUCGCCCUCCUAUUGGCCCCCCUCACGCCCAGCUCCAGCAGCUGGCCCAUCUCUCCCAGUUUUCCCAGCAUGGCAUGCAGGGUCGCUACGGCAACAUAGCGGUGGGCUGUCCUCCCCCCCUUUCUCCUCACUCCCAACAUUCCCAGAACCCCCAGUUCGCCCUGUACCACACGCAGACCACACAAUCUAUCAGGGGGGGCGCUGUGCCAAGCAAACCUCCUCUGACUUUGUCUCACUCCCACCCGCACCCCCACGCACACUCCCACACCCACCCCGGGCAUCCCCUCAGUGCCGCGCCACACCCCACCCCCCACCCACAUCAGUCUCACUUCAUUUUUGGCACGCUGCCCCACCAACAUCAGCACCAGCAGCCGCCCGCCUCCGUCAACGUCCAUCACGCCGCGUCCGCCGCCCAGUAUCAGCCCCUGUACCCUCCUCUCUCUUCCAUCCCCCCUCCCCCCCCCCACUCCCCUUUACCCCCCCCUUCUAUCCCCCUUACCCCUCUUACCCCUCUCUGCCCUCACCCCCCCCAGCACCCCGGGCAGCCUCAGCAGGGGCCCCAGGUGACGGGGGCUGGGGCGACUGGCACAGGGGGCAGCUCCAAAUCCAAACCUAUCAACCGGAUCAGCACGGUGGUGUGAGGAACAGAACGUGGGGGCACAGAGGGCAGAGGUCAGAGGGCACGAUGGAGGAAGUGGGCGGAGCUAGGGCCAGGGAUAGAGCCAGGGCUAGUAGAGGUGAGCAGGACAGCAGUAGCAGUAACAACAGCGCCAGUGACAAGAAGAAACGCAACUUAUUUCGCCUCUGCUACUUUCACCUCCGCUUCCCACACAUGUAGAUAGAGAGGGCAAGAGAGACAGUUGGAUCUGAAUAGCAUGCAUAUAACUGAAUACACAAACAUACCUUCACACAUACAGUACAGGAAACACAAGCACACACAGGCAGAAUCAAUACACAUAAAGCAAGAAACGCCCACAUGUAUGCACACAAAUAUGUUUGUAUAUAGUAAAGGCAAAGGCUAGCACAAUCAUGCAUAUUACACAUACACUCAGUGGCCAGUUUAUUAGGUACACCCAUCUAGUACCGGGUCGGACCCCAUUUUGCCUCCAGAACAGCCU
Molecule: messenger RNA, 6514 nt
Organism: Coregonus clupeaformis (lake whitefish)
Lineage: Eukaryota; Metazoa; Chordata; Actinopteri; Salmoniformes; Salmonidae
Gene: iqsec2b
Product: IQ motif and Sec7 domain ArfGEF 2b
Exons: 15
Coding region: 1463-6037 (1524 amino acids)
Biological process (GO): regulation of ARF protein signal transduction; actin cytoskeleton organization
Molecular function (GO): protein binding; guanyl-nucleotide exchange factor activity
Source: RefSeq, a predicted model, not a curated record